AUGAAUACAACAAAAUUAAGGAAAUUCGAUGAAAAUAAUAUUGACUGUUAUCGUUGCAAGCAUUUUUUGAAUAUACCACAAAAUCUUAUAGAGGCUUGUGAAAAAAUCUCAGACUAUACAGAAGACUAUGAGGCUGAUAUAGCUUUUAUACAGGCUGUGGUUUGGCUAAAAUCAAUGACAAUGUCCAUGAAAGAUAUUUCCAUUGAACAAUUUCAUUUGGUAUUUCAUAAACAAUGGAAUUCUACAGGUAAGGAUUUUGAGUGUUGCAAUCGAGGUAGAAUUUCUGAAGUUGAAGAACGUGAUCGCGAAUGUCUGCAUUCGACAAAUUCGCAUAAUGUAACUCCGAAAAGGGAUAUAUUACUGGGCAGUUAUUUAGAGUACGCGAACUCCAUCAAUUCAGUCUGCAAUGUUAAGCAGAAUAAAAAGUGUAGUUUAUCGCAGCACCACCAACAAAGUAACGCGAAACAAAACGAUGAGGAUUUCAUAAAGAGCUGGAGCGAUCUAUCCAUCUUUGAUUCUCGAACUAGGGAAAGAUAUUGUAAAAAGAGUUUUACUGAAAACAGUACCACUCUGAAUAACUUCGUCAUUUCAGAAUCGGAUACAGAAUAUUCAUCCUGUUCGGAUAUAUUCAAAGAUUCUUUCGAAAACGAAGACAUUAAUAAGGUGGUACGAAAUAUAAAUGAUAAGUUGCUUGAGGGAAGCGAUUUUGAUAUUAAAACAUCGGUGGAAAAAUUUUUGUUAACUUCUUGUGACAGUAAUUUUUCACGGAAGUGUUAUUUAAAAUUGAAAAAUGAUGUUGCUGUUAGCUCGGGAGAAGAUGAUUCGUCAGACGAAAACUGUUCAAACUUAGCGUUAGAGUUAAUUACUGAACGCACAAAAGUAUUUAAUUCUCAUUUUAGUACGAAGAAUCUUCCAUUUUCUGUGAAACAGGAUGAUAAUGUUACUUGCGCUCAGAAAGACAGCGCGUACGAUACGUAUCUAUUGAGCGGAGACUGUUCCAUUCUCCAAAAUGAAGACGUUAUUUUAUCGGGUGAAAAAAUUGACAAUAUUAUCUCUUAUCCAAGAGAAAAUAACGGAACAGACGUGCAGGAUUUGGAAUUUUGUACUGCAUACAUGACCGAAAAAGAUAGGAUGUCUGAUAAAAGUCAGCAGUCGUGCCUAUCUUCGUUGAAAUUAUCCUUUCAUCAGAAAGAUGACGAAGGUGCAGAUUUGAUUAGUAUAAAAUCGUGCGAACGAGAUGCGAAAAAGCAUUCCGAAGGGUGUGAAAGUUCGACGGAGAAUACGGGACUUACGGGAUCAUGUGCAAAGAAAAGAAAAUUAGAUUGUGCGAACGAAACGGACUGUACGCAUAAGGAGAAUAUAAAAGUAGAGAAAAUGGUCCCUUCUAAAUGGCUGAAAUUUACGCUCGAUGCUCUGAGUACAGACAACGUUGCUUUUCAAUCGGUUAAAGUAAUACUCUCGAUUCUUCAAGAUGAAAGAAUAUCGAGGCAAUAUAUGAGAAAAAGGUGUUGGAAUGAUACUUUAGAAGCUGAAGCUGUAAACACGAUAUUAAACUUUCGUGAUGUUUACGAAGCUGAAAAGAAAAGCAACGCGUGCACGCAUGAAAUUUUGCAAACCGUAACUAAUAUACUGGAGAAAGGCAUAGGAAACCCUGAAUUGAAUAAGAUUACAAUAUUGACUCAUGAAAUAUCUAUCGCUUUAGAACUGUGCAAUUCUACGAAAGUUUGUAUUGAAACGAUAAAUUAUUUAAUUACGAAAUUGAAAUCUCAGGAAGGUAUUUUAGUCUCUCUGAUGAAUGGCAAAAAAGCCGACGUAUAUGGCAUCGUAAAUCAAUUACAUAUUAUAUUUUAUGCGUUAACUUUAUGUUUUCAAAAAUAUCGUUUAUUCUUCUCUACUAAAGAUGGCAAUAAAUUCGAAGACGAAACAAUACCACCCGUUGUCGAUUUAUGGAAAAAACAAUUGAAAUCCAAGGAUAUGAUAGUAGAGGACAGCGUGUAUAAAAGGGAACGCCGAUGGUUAAUGAUUCUGGAUGAUUUUACAGUAGUUGUUGCAGAUAACUUUACUCAAUUUGCAGAAAAGUCACGUCAAUUAGUCAAUAUAUUGACGUGCAAAUAA
Molecule: messenger RNA, 2115 nt
Organism: Colletes gigas
Lineage: Eukaryota; Metazoa; Arthropoda; Insecta; Hymenoptera; Colletidae
Exons: 3
Coding region: 1-2115 (704 amino acids)
Source: RefSeq, a predicted model, not a curated record